This is a messenger RNA of Aspergillus steynii IBT 23096, 1905 nucleotides long. Its product is annotated as glutamine--tRNA ligase. The record is from RefSeq and is a predicted model, not a curated record. The transcript has 6 exons. Gene Ontology annotation, biological process: glutaminyl-tRNA aminoacylation; translation. Lineage: Eukaryota; Fungi; Ascomycota; Eurotiomycetes; Eurotiales; Aspergillaceae. Gene Ontology annotation, cellular component: cytosol; cytoplasm. The coding region runs from base 1 to 1905 and encodes 634 amino acids. Gene Ontology annotation, molecular function: glutamine-tRNA ligase activity; ATP binding.
AUGGCCGACGCGCUGGCCGAGAACACCGCCAAGCUUCAGCUCGACGAGGAGACCGGGGAGAUGGUCUCCAAGGGCGAGCUGAAGAAGCGAUUGCAGAAGCGUGCCAAAAAGGCCGCCCAGACGAAAGCCGCCGCCGACAAAGCCGCUGCCCCGCCGAAGCCUGCCGCCCCGAAGCCCGCCAAAGCUCCCGAGGAGCAGCUCGACCCUGAUGCCAUGUUCAAGCAGGGCUGGCUGGCCGGUGUGCACCGUGAACGCCCGGUCAAGCCCGUCGUGACGCGAUUCCCCCCCGAGCCGAACGGAUAUCUGCAUUUGGGACACUGCAAGGCCAUUGCGAUCAACUUUGGAUUUGCGCGGUAUCACGGAGGACAGACUGUAGUCGAACGCGAGCUAAUGGUUAGAUUCGAUGAUACGAACCCGGAGGCGGAGGAAGAGAAAUACUUCCUGGCGAUCGAGGAUAUCAUUCAAUGGCUGGGAUUCAAACCUCACACGAUCACGCACUCCAGCGACAACUUCGACAAGCUGUACGAGCUGGCCGAGAAGCUGAUCAACCUCGAAAAGGCCUACGUCUGCCACUGCAGCGAUGUCCAGAUCAAGGAGCAGCGCGGCGGAGAAAAGAAUGGCACGCGAUUCCGUUGCGAGCACGCCGCGCAGGACGUUGCGACCAACCUGCAGAAGUUCCGCGACAUGCGCGACGGAAAAUACGAGCCUCAGACGGCCUUCCUGCGCAUGAAGCAGGAUAUUGAGAAUGGCAACCCCCAAAUGUGGGAUCUGGCGGCAUACCGAGUGCUGAAGAAGCCUCACCACCGGACGGGAGAUCGGUGGCAGAUCUACCCGACCUACGACUUCGCUCACUGUCUCUGCGAUAGCUUCGAGGGCAUCACGCACAGUCUGUGCACGACGGAAUUCAUUCUGUCUCGGGAGAGCUACGAGUGGCUGAACACGUCGCUGGGCGUGUAUGAGCCUAUGCAGCGUGAAUAUGGCCGCAUGAACGUCAGCGGAACCGUGAUGAGCAAGCGAGCCCUCAAGAAGCUGGUAGACGGCAACUAUGUGCGCGGCUGGGACGACCCCCGACUAUACACCGUCAUCGCUCUGCGUCGUCGGGGUAUUCCCCCGGAGGCUAUUCUGUCCUUCAUCAACGAGCUCGGCGUUACGACCGCUCAGACCCUCAUCCAGAUCUCUCGUUUCGAGCAGUCGGUGCGCUCGUAUCUCGAGACGCGCGUUCCUCGUCUGAUGCUUGUCCUGGACCCGCUCCCCGUUGUCAUUGAAGACCUGGACACCGUCGACCCCAAGGAGCUGGAGUUGGACAUUCCUUUUGCCCCCAAGGACCCUGCCAUGGGAUCCCACAAGCUCCCCUGGACCAAGACGGUUUACAUCGAGCGGGGCGACUUCCGUGAAACCGACAGCAAGGACUACUUCCGUCUGGCGCCGGGCAAGACGGUUGGUCUCUUCAAGGCUUCCCUGCCCAUCAAGGCGACCACCUUUACCAAGGACGCCAACGGCAAGGUCACCGAGGUGCGUGCGGUGCUCGACCGGGACGGCAAGAAGCCCAAGACCUUCAUUCACUGGGUGCCGGAGGGAUCGCGCAAGGUGGAAGCUCGCGUGCACGACCCGCUGUUCAAGUCCGACGACCCGACCUCCGUGGAGGGUGGCUUCUUGAACGACAUCAACGAGAAGAGCGAGACGGUCUACCCCGAGGCUCUGGUGGAGGCCGGAUUCGACGAAGUGCGCCGCCGGGCUCCUUGGCCAGCGGCUGCUGGAGAGAAGGGCAAGAGUGGACCGGAGAGUGUCCGCUUCCAGGCGAUGCGUGUUGCCUACUUUGCCGUGGACUCGGACUCGACCGAGGACAAGGUGGUGCUCAACCGCAUUGUGUCAUUGAAGCAGGAUACCGGCAAGGUCGCCAAUUAG